Ambispora gerdemannii is the source of this 666-nucleotide messenger RNA. Lineage: Eukaryota; Fungi; Glomeromycota; Glomeromycetes; Archaeosporales; Ambisporaceae. The record is from the annotation of a GenBank genome assembly.
AUGUCCAACUCAGAAAAAAAGCAAGCUAACUCGCAUUUACAGCAAGAGUCUUUAGUUUUAAAACAACAACAGCAACAAGAAGAAGAGAAUCUUUCUCUAAGUGAAGAAUCUUCAAAUGCAAAACCAACAACAGCACCUAAAGACAUCACCACCAAUACAUCUUUCGAAGAGAAAAGCAGCACUUCAAAGAAGUCAAAAAAGAAAAAAAAAUCUAAGGCCGCUAUAAGUAAUAAUAUGAAUAAUAACGCGACAAAGGACGAGAUUGCUGAAAUGGUUGAAAGAAUUUUAAGUCCAAGUGAGCCAACUACUUCUAAUGUAAGCGGUAGUAGCAAUACCACACCUCAAACUUGCCCAGUCAAAAAUUGUAAACAACGCUUAACAUUCACCAGUAUAACCUGUCAAUUUUGUAACAAGCGAUACUGCUUAACGCAUCGGCUCCCAGAAUCACAUUCUGAAAAGUGUGCAGAAAAAACGCGACAAUCUGCACACUCCAGUUUCAAAAGUGACUCGAUACGUUUGAUCACGGAGGAACGACGGAAGCCGGGUAUUAUCAAUACGAAAGGAUUCAGCGCGGAAAGAAGUAAAGAGGAGCUACGGAAACGGUACAAAGAGAAAAUGGAGCACACUAAACAACAGGAAAGGGGUGGUGGGAAAAGCAAAGGAUAG